AUGCAGUCACUUCUUUUCAUUCUCACUGCUGUUGCAGCCCUUGUCGCUCCUGGCCUUUCAUGGAGCUUCCCUGGCACUUUCCCUAUAGUGAGGAGGGAAUCGAUAGAGCCUGGCAGUCCCUUGUAUGAAUGCCACGCCAAUUGCGGCGGCGUCAUCCUCAUCUCCCAAGACAGCGACGAUUACUGCUCCAAUUCGACGUACAAGUCUGAGCUCAGUGCCUGUCUGAAAUGUGCUCUGACAUACAACAUCUGGCAAUACUACGGCGACGACGUGAAGUCUGCAGCCGAGGCUUGCGGGGACAGCGCCACUCCUAGUGCCUCUUCUGCUACUGGCGCUGCAGCAACGGCUACAUCUGCUUCUAACCGGUCUGCUACAAACACUGGGAAUAUGGCGACCAUCACUUCCACGGCUACACGUAGUAGCUCUGCUUCGUCCGCAACGUCUACUUCCGGCGCAAAUACUUCGCUCGGUCUCAACGCAUUGGUGCUAGUGUUGGCUGCUGCGGCCGGGGUAGGGGCUUUGAUGUAG
Messenger RNA from Aspergillus welwitschiae, 528 nucleotides. RefSeq lists its product as uncharacterized. The transcript is spliced from 3 exons. Bases 1 to 528 code for a protein of 175 amino acids. The record is from RefSeq and is a predicted model, not a curated record. NCBI's taxonomy places the organism in Eukaryota, Fungi, Ascomycota, Eurotiomycetes, Eurotiales, Aspergillaceae.